This is a messenger RNA of Dioscorea cayenensis subsp. rotundata (Guinea yam), 1262 nucleotides long. Its product is annotated as 2-alkenal reductase (NADP(+)-dependent)-like. The record is from RefSeq and is a predicted model, not a curated record. The coding region runs from base 3 to 1130 and encodes 375 amino acids. Lineage: Eukaryota; Viridiplantae; Streptophyta; Magnoliopsida; Dioscoreales; Dioscoreaceae. The transcript is spliced from 5 exons. Gene Ontology annotation, molecular function: oxidoreductase activity, acting on the CH-CH group of donors, NAD or NADP as acceptor.
ACAUGGCCGGCCCAAAAAUUCCAGUUUACUGUUUUUCUUGUCGGUCACGUCCCUGCGCAAGAACCUCAGCUCAGCGAGAAGAGAGAGCAACAAUGGCGGAAGAGAAGGUGAUUAACAAGCAGGUGUUGCUCAAGGACUAUGUCACUGGUUUUCCCAAGGAGGAGGACAUGGUCCUCACUUCAUCCACCAUCGAUCUGAAGCUCUCUCAAGGAUCCACGGCCGUGCUGGUCAAGAAUCUAUACCUCUCCUGCGAUCCCUAUAUGCGCCUUCGCAUGGCCAAGCCCCUUGUUCAGAGCUACGCUGAAGCCUUUGUUCCCGGAAAGGUCAUUGUUGGUUAUGGUGUGUCUAAAGUUGUGGAUUCUGGUCAUCCGGACUUUAAGGCAGGGGACCUGGUUUGGGGAAUAACUGGUUGGGAAGAGUAUAGUCUGAUCACAGCACCUGAACGACUAAAGAAGAUCAAAUAUACUGAUGUACCGCUUUCAUAUUACACGGGAAUUUUAGGGAUGCCAGGGCUUACUGCAUAUGUUGGAUUUUAUGAGAUCUGCUGUCCUAAAAAAGGUGAAACUGUUUAUGUGUCGGCGGCAUCAGGAGCAGUUGGCCAACUUGUUGGUCAGUUUGCAAAGUUGAUGGGCUGCUAUGUUGUAGGGAGUGCUGGAAGCCAAGAGAAGAUCGAUCUCCUAAAGAAUAAGCUUGGAUUUGAUGAUGCAUUUAACUAUAAGGAGGAGCAAGAUCUCACUGCAGCCUUGAAACGAUGUUUCCCCACUGGAAUAGAUAUCUACUUUGAAAAUGUUGGGGGUGCAAUGCUUGAUGCUGUGUUGCUGAACAUGAGAGAACACGGCCGAAUUGCUGUUUGUGGGAUGAUAUCACAAUACAAUAAAACCCAUAGGGAUCCUGUCCACAAUCUGUUUUGCUUAAUCUCAAAACGUAUCCUUAUGCAAGGGUUCCUUGAACCUGAUCAUAAGCACAAAUACCCGCAGUUUGAAGAGCAGGUCGUACAGUACAUCAGAGAAGGUAAGGUGACAUACGUUGAAGAUGUAGCUGAAGGCUUGGAGAAUGCUCCUUCGGCCCUCAUCGGCCUCUUUAGUGGUAAAAACAUCGGCAAACAAGUCGUGUUCAUUGCGCAUGAGUGAUAACUGUUCAUGAAAUUCCUGUUCAAGUCUUUGAAAACGUGUCAUAGAUAGUAGUGUUUGGUUGUAUGCAGUCAUAAAUGGAAUGGAUUUCAUAUUAAUCUUUGUAUUUGGCAAUGGAUUGUGUUGGAUUUU